UGAACGGCCAAGACGCAGAGGCAAUGUCUUGCAUGCGAAACGUUGUGGAGAUAGAGGGUGGCGGGGGCUACGAGCCCCGUACUCUCCCAGACCAAGGUCUGGCCUGGGCCAAGGCCUGGAAGGGGCCGGAGCACGUGUACUUUGGACACGACGCGAAGCGAGGGUUUCAGAAAGAGGCGUUUGCCACCGGUCUAGACACCGGUUGCGUUUACGGGCGGUCGCUGACGGCUGUCGUGUUGCCCGGGCGAAGGGUCGUGUGCGUCCCAGCGGAGGCCAUGUGGUCCGCCCCUGGUGGAGGAAAUGGCAAGAAGAAGGCGGGGAGUGACUGACAUGAACACGGUUCGCGUGGAGAUUUGAUUUGGAUGCAUCGCUUGUGUCGUUUAUGCUUUUCAUUUUACAAGGAGCUUUGGCUGGUGCUUGCGGUUGCUUGUGUCUCUACCUGACAGUCUGCCAUUUUUCUGCUGUAGAUGGACGCGUUGCUAUAGAUUCAGCUGUAGAAAGUGGUAUUCGUGAACCGAAUGAGUUGCUUGUGGGGUUCGAGAAACUUUUUCGCUUCGAGGUGUGGAAAGCAUAAUGGGACCGCUUUGGUGUCUCCAAUGGAUCGUCAAAACGUU
Ectocarpus siliculosus is the source of this 614-nucleotide messenger RNA. Lineage: Eukaryota; Phaeophyceae; Ectocarpales; Ectocarpaceae. The record is from the annotation of a GenBank genome assembly.